AUGUCUGACAAAUCUUUCAGUACUUCUUUCAUCCUUCAGCCAGCUGCUGGCGCGAAGCUUCAGCCUAUUCCCGAGGGCAAUGUUGCUACUCCAGUUGAAGCUCCUGUUGUUGAACCAACUAUUGAUGCCAUGAACAAUCCAGUCACGAAUCAAGAGAGGCUUCAUGCCAAACUUGGUCUCUUGCGUGACAUGAUUGCCAACAUUGAAGGGUUCCGUUACCACGAUGACGAUGACAUCAAUGUCAGUAGGCUCGCCUCCAAACUCAUUUGCGAGUUCUUAAACGAUGUCACCCACGUUCAAAAUUUGGCCAUCAAAACCGUCAUUGACACGGCUCGUGAGGUCGACAACACCCCUUCCUUGAACCUUGACCAGCUCAGAGUGGUCAAUGAGCGCUAUAAGACGGUGAUCAGAUGUGUGAGCGAGGUUCCACAGCACAUUCAGACAGCCAUGGGUUCAACUGCUAUGGCUCGCCUCCCGGCUCAGGAGGCUACUGCUUACAAGACUGACAUGGAGUCACGUAUCGCCAAAGAAGCCAUCAUCCGCAUCGAUAUCGAGCACAAAAUAAUCGGCGUCGAGGCAAAGAUCGAAGCGGUCCAACAAGAGCGUCGUGCUGCUUUUGAUGACUUUACCCUUGUCACCCGACGAAAGUCAGUCAAGAGGGAGGAGCCAAACGAAUUUGACACUCGUCCUAAGCGUUUUCAAUCCUCUCGUUACUAA
Orbilia oligospora ATCC 24927 is the source of this 717-nucleotide messenger RNA. RefSeq lists its product as uncharacterized. Bases 1 to 717 code for a protein of 238 amino acids. The transcript has 2 exons. Lineage: Eukaryota; Fungi; Ascomycota; Orbiliomycetes; Orbiliales; Orbiliaceae. The record is from RefSeq and is a predicted model, not a curated record.